This is a messenger RNA of Rhea pennata, 567 nucleotides long. RefSeq names its product gastrokine 2 (gene GKN2). Bases 1 to 567 code for a protein of 188 amino acids. The record is from RefSeq and is a predicted model, not a curated record. The transcript has 6 exons. Gene Ontology annotation, biological process: regulation of cell population proliferation. Lineage: Eukaryota; Metazoa; Chordata; Aves; Rheiformes; Rheidae.
AUGAAGAACGUUUGUCAAGUGUUUCCCACACCUACAGCUGCAAUUCUCGCUUUGCUGGGAGUCUUUUGGACUCAGACUUCUGCAUUACAAACCUUCUACUUGGGAGAACCUGGCAAUUCUUAUGUCACUGCAACUAUGACUAUUGACAAUGAGAAGAACAUAGCUGAUGUCCAUGUCCGUUCUGGCGCAUACUCCUCUGAUACCAUUUUUGACUACUGGCAUGGAUAUGUUGCAACAAGGUUGUUUUCACGUAACGCUUGCUUUAUCCUGAAAAUGGAGAGAGAUUUCAUCCCAGAGCUGCAGGAAAUUGGACGCCUGGCUUUUGAGAAGCAGACUUUGAAGAAGAUAUACUCCUCAAAUAAUGUGUGGGUACAGUAUGAACCUGGCAAUUCAAUGUUAGGGAAUAUGAAGGAAUGGCUUAUCUAUGGUAAACCCAUUGAGCAUCUCUGCAGAAAUCUGCCUCUCUACAGGCUUGAAAAGGUUGAAGCACCACUAAAUUCUCGUGAUUGUGCCAACGCAGGAAUUCCAAGCAUUUUGGGCUUUAAAAUCUGUCCAAAAAUCAACUAG